Molecule: messenger RNA, 4099 nt
Organism: Haplochromis burtoni (Burton's mouthbrooder)
Lineage: Eukaryota; Metazoa; Chordata; Actinopteri; Cichliformes; Cichlidae
Gene: lrrc28
Product: leucine rich repeat containing 28
Exons: 10
Coding region: 264-1373 (369 amino acids)
Molecular function (GO): protein binding
Source: RefSeq, a predicted model, not a curated record
AACUUCCCCACAGGAAGAAGACGACGAAGAAGGAGGUAGCCUUGACGUCUGGCCGUGGUUGGUUGUUGUUGUUUAGCAACCAUUUGCUAGUUAACGGGUAGUUUACCUUUGACAUCGUAUAUGGCGCAUUAAGCUGGUUAUGAGUAUAUGUGAGGUUUAAAGGGGAUUAAAAUGGUCCUGCAAAGCUGAGGAUCCAGUGAUGCCAUAGAGGUAGGAGGCACUGCCAGGGCUCCUCCACCGGAGGACGAGAGGUCUCCUUAGCAAUGGCAACCGAACUUCAUGAGACCAUAUUCAUGGCCAAGCAGGAGCGCCACAAAAACCUGUUUCUUAACUACAAAAACCUGAACAUUUUCCCCGUGGAGCUGCUGAAAGAUGAAGGCCUGCAGUUUCUGGAGAGACUUUACAUGAAGAGAAACUCACUCACUACACUGCCUGACAAUCUUGCUCAAAAGCUCCCAAAUCUCAUUGAACUGUAUUUGCACUCAAACAACUUGGUCAUUAUUCCUGAGGCUAUUGGAAACUUGGCCAGACUGCAGUCGUUAGACCUGAGCAAUAAUGCCCUGCAGGUUCUCUGUCCAGAGAUCGGCAGAUUGAGGUCUUUGCGGCACCUGAGACUGUCCAAUAACCAGCUCAAAUGCCUUCCUUCAGAGAUUGGUGAUCUGCAGGACUUGGAGACGCUUGACGUGUCGAUGAAUCAGCUGAUGUCUCUACCGGACCGACUGCAUCGCUGUCUCUCACUACAGAAUCUGACAGCGGACCACAACCUGCUGAGCCACGUUCCCCGGCAGCUCUGCUGGCUCCACCGCCUUAACCAGCUCUCUAUGGCAGCUAACCGGCUGACUUUCCUACCACUGGAUCUGGGCAGAUCACGGGAGAUGCAGUUUGUGUUUGUUGACAACAAUGUGGACCUGAAAGGACUCCCGUCCUACUUGUACAACAAAGUUAUCGGCUGCAGCGGAUGUGGCUUAUCUGCUCAAGCGCUGGAGGGUGGACUUGGUGAAAUGCUGGGUGAGGAAUUGAGUGAAGCCUUGGUUGGCCUGCCAGCUGAAGUGAAGGUGGUGGGCUCAGAGACAGAACAUGUUGUUCCCCUGGAGGAGCUGGCUAUGAGGACGCUGCACCGCACCUACCACCGCCGCCCAACAGAGCUCAGCUUGCUGCCUCCCAUCACCCUUCCAAAGAGCCUGCGGGAUCUGUUGCAGUUCCCCCUCGGUCACUGUCACCGAUGCAGUCAAGCCAUGUUCACGAUCAUCUACCCCAAACUCUUCCCCCUCCGUGACACCGCCCUGGCAGGAGUGCACCGCAGGACCACUGUGAGUUUUGUAGCCUACUGCUGCUCCAGUCACUGCCUCCGAACCUUUGACCUCCAGGGGUGAUCUCAUUUCCUUCUCUCUCCCCUCCCCCACUCACACACUGACAUAUAACAUCAGCUGUGGAUCUUGAAUGUCUGUGGCUCGCUACUUGAUAAAGAACCUGGCAGAAGCAGCGUAUGCAGAUGUUUGGUAGGUCAGAUGAUGAACACAAAGCUCAACAUUUCAGAGCUUUGCAUUCCUGUUUGUGUGGGGGAGGUCAGCAGCAGUGCACAGUAGUGCUCAUUAAAUGGUAACUACCCACUCAUAACUGGGCACUUUUAAGAACAAACACUUUAAUCUUUGUGGAAUAAGAUGUUUUUUUCCACUGAAGCUUUUUGCAGCAGACUCAUUGAUUGCAGAGUGAUCUUUGAGGUGUUAACAUUUGUAGCAUGCUUUUGUUUUUAUGAUAACCGAAGAAUAUUUGAAGGUUUGUGAGUUCAAAGAAUGUUUAUCAGUUUGAUGUGUGUUAAUUUCAGAAGAAAUUAAAGUGAAUGUCUAAAAUAGAAAAUCUACAUUUGAGACAACAUACUGCAUGAAGUCAUGUUCUUAGUCACAGUUUUUGUGAACUCUAAGACCUACUAAAGACAAUGAGCCAAGGAUUCAUGUUAGGGUUGUCACGAUAUCAGACUUAAACUUCAUCAUUAUAAUAUUGUAAUAUGAGUGGUUGAAAAAGAAACUUCUGUACUUGUGCUUUCAGUCAGAUUCAUUAACUUUGUUUAUUGGCCAGUUAAUUAAACUCAAAAUUCGUAGACAUGGCGAGAGAUGCUAUGAUGCUUAACCCUACAAAAGCAUACAAAACAAAGUUUUUUCAUAUUGUGCAUUGACACAAUAUUUACAUUUCAUUUUUAAAUAUCAGGAUUUUCAAUACAUGUUAUCGUGACACCUCUAACUCGCAUUUAUUUGACAGGUUAUGAGAAAGUUUGUUAUAUUCUAUAUCAGCUUUUAAGAUUUGACCGUUUUAUAUGUUAACAGCAAUGUCUUUUUGUCAUAACAAGAAUUAUAAUAACACACUCUGUGUUUAAAAAAAAAAAAUACACAAACCAAAAAGUCAGAUUUUCACACUUUUUAGGGUUUAAAGGACACAGACUGUCUGCCUGAAGAAAAAGAGAGAUUUAAACACAAGCAGCGCUGUGUGUUUCUCUUGUUGAACUGAUAUGUGUGUGUGUGUGUGUAAUGUUUAUUACCAUAUUGUACAGUUCUAAUUUAUCAUUUGUUUUGUUUGGCAGUAAAUAUUGACUGAUGUUUGACUUUGAAUUUGUGUUUUUCUUACAAAAGAGAGUUCAUCAUAACAGUCGCCCAUAAAGAAAACUGCAGAGAGGACAGAAGCAUCUAUUAUCAGAUCCAUUACAUAAAGUUCUGAAAUGUCUGAGAAAACACAGCUUUUAAUGUGACUCAGGUCUGAAUCCUGUGAGAAUCACGUCAGUCUUACAAUAUGUUGUUAAAGCCACAACAGAAAACGUGCCGUAGUCGCCUUUUGACUGCACCCAUGUAAGCACCAACCUCUGCACCACCAUGCCAUUCUCCUUUACAACAAUAACUCAAAGGUCUGGAGAUCUGGGAAAAAGAAAUAGAAAGAAGUAGCCUUGGGUCAGCCACACAAUGCGCCAGAACCCAGAACCUCCCUCCCUAAACUAAUUACGUAAUUUGAACUAAGCUAACAAGUAAAAGUGAAAAACAGACACUAGGAGAAGAUACGAGAAUGAGAAUUGUUAUUUGUAAUAAAGCACUUCACUUAGUUUGUUUCUUAGUUUCGUUGGUAGUGGAAGACUUCAGUCUAUAAAACGACACAGGUUUAGAUUUUAUUUAUUUUUUGUUCUCUUUCUGAUGCCUUACAGAUGAUUGAAAUUGCUGCCCAGAUCACCCAAAACACUUUCCACUUGAAAGUUUUCAAUCAUGAACACGUUCAAAUCUUCUGUUUUCCCUCUCUUUGCAUUUCACAACUAAGAGUGCAUGUUUUUUUUCUUUUCUUUUUUUUGUUAAAGUUCAGCUGCUUGGCUAUAACAGUUGUUUGUGUCAGUAGGUCAGGAGAGUCGAGCUCUUUGGCUCCCCAUUAUGUGGGAUAUACAAAACAUCCGGCCAACAGGAAGGUCUUGUGCCAGUUAGCCUCAAGCCAAGCAUGCCAGGGGAGCUUUGCUUAACUCCUGAGUCAGACUUUUAUUUUCCUUAUUUAUUCCUCUCAUAUACCAACUAUCCCCCGCUGAACAUGCUAGCAGCAUACCCCGCCUUUCAUUUCUUAUUUUCUUUAUCGUUUGCAUUUUUUGCAAUGAGUCCAUCUGUAGCUGCUGCAUAAUAACAGAGGGUUGUUGAGAGGAAAGCGGAGCGGCUCCAUUACCUGGAUCGAUGACAUGUUCAGACAGAUGUGAUACCAUGAUCCUCUCUGACUGGUGCUUCAGCUUUCUGCCCUCCCUCUGGGACUAUUCCAUCUCAGCUGCCUGCACAUAGGAAAUAUCACUCGUCCAUACUUUAUGCUCACAUAAAGACACAGGCAAAGCAAAGCCUCAUGAAUUUGUACAUAAACACAGCACUGCAAGAACACAUGACGAGAAAGUCAUCAGUGCAAAUUGAACAUGUGAGCUCAGAUGAAUCUGAAGGAAACCUACAUUUAAAAGGAGGAUUAACCCCCCCAAAAAAGAUUGCAAAUCCUUGUGCAGAUGGACUGGUGUUGUGAGAAGUCAAGAUUUCUCAGAUGGUGUUUUCAGAGCCUGAUGUGGUAUGUUCACAUGAAGUAAGAAAAAACCUACUAUCUACUU